This is a messenger RNA of Fusarium subglutinans, 2307 nucleotides long. Its product is annotated as OPT family small oligopeptide transporter. The coding region runs from base 1 to 2307 and encodes 768 amino acids. The record is from RefSeq and is a predicted model, not a curated record. Gene Ontology annotation, molecular function: oligopeptide transmembrane transporter activity. The transcript has 4 exons. NCBI's taxonomy places the organism in Eukaryota, Fungi, Ascomycota, Sordariomycetes, Hypocreales, Nectriaceae. Gene Ontology annotation, biological process: transmembrane transport.
AUGGCACCCAAAGUCGAAUACGCCGACAACCUGGGGCCCUCAAGACAAGAAGAUGGGACCAUUGAAGGCACGUCUGAAGAAAUCAUCGAUAACCCUGACAAAGCUACUGCUUUUGCUAUCAGCGGUAUAGAUGAGCACUACGACAUUGACUCGGACAACUCACCUCAACCUGAAGUCAGAGCCAAUGUCCCCAAUGUCGACGAUCCCUCUAUGCCCGUCAAUACGCUCCGUGCGUGGACGCUGGGUCUUCUGUUCACAAUCCUUGGUACUGGGAUCAAUCAGUUCUUUUCGAUGAGAUAUCCCAGUGUGACCAUCUCAUCACUCGUCGCACAAUUAGUCGCCUAUCCAGCUGGGAGAGCCCUUGCGCAUGCCCUUCCCAUCAUGAGAAUCACACUAUUCGGGAGGGAAAUUGCGCUUAACCCAGAUCAUCACUUCAACAUAAAAGAACAUGCCCUCAUCACAAUCAUGUCGAACCUUUCGUUCGGACCGUCUUGGGCGACGGAUAUCAUCCAAGCUCAAGUUGCGCCUGCGUUCUUGGGGUUGAAGACUCCAGUCGGGUAUCAGUUUUUACUCGCGCUUACGAUGCAGCUGUUUGGUCUUGGAAUGGCGGGUAUGGCGUAUAGAUUUAUCGUUGAGCCGCCGCAUAUGGUUUGGCCUUCGACACUGGCUAAUGCCGCGCUGUUUCAGACUCUACAUGGGAGGGCGAAUCCGAAGGCGGAUGGGUGGAGUAUCUCGAGGUAUCGGUUCUUUGUCUACGUUUUUGCUGGUGGUUGGUUAUGGUACUGGCUUCCUGGAUUUCUCUUCACGGGACUGAGCACUUUUGCGUUCAUAUGCUGGGCUGCGCCAAACAGCAUCGUCGUCAACAACCUGUUUGGCAUGUCAACCGGUCUCGCAUAUCUCCCCACAACUUUCGACUGGUCUCAAAUCGCAUACAACGGCUCUCCCCUCGUCGUUCCCUUCUGGGCUCAAGCCAACGUCUUCGCCGGAUGGGUCAUCCUCUUCGCUCUCGUCACACCAAUCUUGUACUACACAAACACUUGGUACGCAGCGCACCUCCCCUUCUCUGGAGGUGACAUCUACGAUAACACUGGCAAUGUCUUCAAUGCGUCGCGCGUCGUUGACCGACAUGGAAACUUCUCACCAGAAGAGUACAAGGACUAUAGUCCUAUUUUCAUGCCAGUCACUUUCGCUCUGAGCUACGGUGUUUCUUUUGCGACAAUGACUUGCGUGCCGACAUACAUCUUUCUCAAUUACUGGAAGCAGAUCGUUGGCGCUUUCAACCCUCAGCGGAAGAAAGAUAUUCAUGCGCGGCUCAUUGAGCGAUAUUCUGAUGCUCCUUGGUGGUGGUACGCCGCAUUGACCGCUAUUGUUCUUGGCCUCACCAUCAUGGUGCAAGAAGUAUAUGAUACAAAAAUGCCCGUUUGGGGUGUCUUCUUGGCCUUUGGUCUCGCUGCCUUCUACCUCAUCCCCACCGGAAGUGUCUACGCCGUCGCCAAUCUCAACAGCAACGUCCUCACUGUUCUCGGUGAGAUCAUCUCAGGCUACGCCAUCCCAGGAAAGCCAGUCGUCAUGCUCAUCUUCAAGUUCUACGCCUACACGGGACUAAGCCAAGCGAUGAUCUUUGCCUCAGACAUGAAACUCGGGUUGUACAUGAAGAUACCUCGUCGUACCCUAUUCGUCGCACAGUUGACGGCGUGCAUCGUUGGAUCUCUCACCCAGAAUGCUGUUGUUCUGUGGAUGUUGCACCAUGUCAAGGACAUCUGUGAGAGCGACCAACCCAACAAGUACACCUGUCCUCAAGGUCGCGUCAAUUUCUCGUCAAGUAUCGUUUGGGGAGCAGUCGGUCCAGCGCGUUUGUACAGCGUGGGUAAGAUCUACUCUGGAUUGUUGCACCUGUUUUGGCUAGGAGCGCUACUACCAGUGGUGACGUUCUUCCUCAAAAAGAAGUAUCCAAACAGCAAGUUGCUACGUAACCUUCACUGGCCUCUCUUCUUUGCCGGUACUGGCAACGUGCCUCCAGCUACUGGUAUCAACUACAGUUCCGCGUUUGCAGUCUCAUUCAUUUUCAACAAGUGGAUCCGUGGAAAGUAUCCGCAUUGGUGGGCAAAGUAUAAUUACGUUCUGUCUGCAGCGCUUGAUUCUGGUCUUGCCAUAUCUGCCAUCGUGAUUUUCUUUGCACUCGUCUUCCCUGGUGUUAGUCUCAGCUGGUGGGGAAACAACGUCCAGGGCACGACUGCAGAUGGGAUGGGUACUCCGUGGAGGAAGUUGGGCACCAAUGAGACAUUCGGGCCAUCUACUUGGAAUUAA